This is a messenger RNA of Symbiodinium sp. CCMP2456, 443 nucleotides long. The record is from the annotation of a GenBank genome assembly. Lineage: Eukaryota; Dinophyceae; Suessiales; Symbiodiniaceae.
GUGCCGCUGGCAAGCAUCGCAGCCUCAGCAUCGCCUUGGUCUUGGUCUACGUCUUCGGCCUCGAGCUUUGGUGUCCUUCCGUUUGCGAGGAUCCGUUCGAGACACCGGACCAGGUGCCCAUAUUCAAACAUGCCAGCAAAAAGAUCGACAGCAUGAUUGGGCAGCUCUUAAAGGCCGCGGAGUUCAGGCUGUCUUGCACAGUUGCGUACACGGGCGUGGACAAGUGGAUUAAGUCCUGGCCUUCGCAGCCAGCCAUGCUCAAGAUGAAGUCCGAGCUUCCAGAGCUGUACGAUACCUUGACGGAGCUCGACGUCGACAAACCUUGCUGGAAGCGGCGUGAGUCGGGCUACACAUCCCUUCGAGGUCUUUGGAACAACCCGUCGGCAGUGGUCAUGAAGCACGCCCAGAGCCGCUUCAACAAAAUCACCGGCCGCUUAGCUUAG